UUACCAUCGGGACCUCGUGCUGCGGUGCUGCAACUUGUUCGGCAGUGUGUAGUGCUUGUGGAAAGUUCCAAAACAGUAUGGCUACGAGAAUCGCCUACGCCUUUAUUCUCUUGAUCAACUCGAUCGCUUCCUGGAUCAUGCUCACGCCAUGGGCACUCAAUAAGCUUCAACAUCUGACUAUGGACUAUAUGACGAUCCGAUGUGAUGGGAAGGAAUGCCAUGGUUGGGUAGCUGUCAAUCGUAUCAACUUCGGGCUCGGUCUUUUCCAUUUGAUUCUUGCCCUCUUGCUUCUUGGCGUUAAGACAUCCAAAGAUAGCCGAGCAGCUCUCCAGAAUGGUUUCUGGGGCCCGAAGGUUGUGCUAUGGCUCGCUUUUGUGGUAAUUUCGUUCUUGAUUCCGGAGCCGUUCUUUUUCGUUUAUGGCAACUACAUUGCCUUCUUCUGUGCUAUGCUCUUCCUGCUCUUGGGCCUUAUCCUUCUGGUUGACCUUGCGCACACCUGGGCCGAAGUAUGCCUUCAAAAGAUUGAGGAUAGUGAUUCUCGAUUGUGGCGUGGGUUGCUUAUUGGCUCAACCCUUGGGAUGUACAUUGCAUCCCUCGUUAUGACCGUGUUGAUGUACGUCUUCUUCGCAAAGAGCGGAUGCGCCAUGAACCAGGCAGCUAUCACUAUUAAUCUCGUUGUGUUCUUGAUUAUUUCCAUUAUAUCCGUUCAACCGGUCGUUCAAGAGUCCAACCCCAGAGCUGGCUUGGCGCAAGCAGCCAUGGUCACAGUUUAUUGCACGUACCUUACCAUGUCGGCCGUCUCUAUGGAGCCAGAUGACCAUCAGUGCAACCCUCUGCUUCGUGCUCGGGGUACCAGAACCGCCAGUAUCGUUCUGGGUGCGAUUGUCACGAUGGCUACCAUUGCAUACACAACAACUCGUGCUGCCACUCAGGGCUUUGCUCUGGGAUCCCAGGGUGGGCACAACUACUCGCAGUUGGGGAUGGAUGACAAUGAACAUGGUCUUGUGACCCAGCAGCCAACCAGCCGCCGGGAGAUGCGUGCCGAGGCUCUUCGUUCCGCCGUUGCAAGCGGAAGCUUGCCCGCUAGUGCACUGGAUGAUGACAGCGACGAUGAAUCAGACGACUACGAUACCAAGGACGAUGAAAAGGGAUCAACCCAGUACAACUACUCGCUUUUCCACAUUAUAUUCUUCCUGGCUACGACCUGGGUUGCUACUUUGCUGACCGCCAACUUGGACCCUGAAGCUUCAAAUGCAGAUGACUUUGCUCCUGUGGGUAGGACUUACUGGGCCAGUUGGGUGAAGAUCAUCAGCGCCUGGGUCUGCUAUGCCAUUUACAUGUGGACUUUGAUUGCCCCCGUCAUCAUGCCCGGUCGGUUUGACAGCUAUUAAGGAGAUUGGGUUUCAUUAUAUUUUAUUCUAUCAUUUUUUUGACGUGGAGUUGGGCGUUGGUUAGUAGCGAUGAUGUACUCUAUCUCAUGGCCGUCAUUCGUUUGUGCA
Molecule: messenger RNA, 1499 nt
Organism: Aspergillus wentii DTO 134E9
Lineage: Eukaryota; Fungi; Ascomycota; Eurotiomycetes; Eurotiales; Aspergillaceae
Product: serine incorporator domain-containing protein
Exons: 3
Coding region: 78-1391 (437 amino acids)
Cellular component (GO): membrane
Source: RefSeq, a predicted model, not a curated record